AUGGAUGCGGUGUACCAGAUCUUGAGAUACUUGAAGAGUGCACCAGGCAAGGGGUUGAUCUUUCGCAAGAAUGGACAUUUGAGUAUUGAGGGAUAUUGUGAUUCAAACUGGGCUAGUUGUGCCGAUGACAGGAAGUCCACGUCUGGAUAUUGCAUGUUUGUAGGAGGCAAUCUGGUCUCCUGGAAGAGCAAGAAACAGUCGGUAGUUGCGAGAUCCAUAGACGAGGCAGAGUACAAGGCUAUGGCUUUAGGUGUUGCAGAGAUGAUAUGGUUGAGAGCUCUGUUGGUGGAGCUCAAAAUGGACCAAGAGGCACAAAUGAAGUUGUGGUGCGACAAUAAGUCAGCUAUUAGCAUUGCUAAUAACCCUGUGCAGCAUGACAGGACCAAGCAUGUGGAGAUUGACAGAUUUUUCAUCAAGGAAAAACUGAAUAGCGGACUACUUAAACUAGGAUAUGUAACUACUAGAGAGCAAGUGGCUGACUGUCUCACUAAAGGGCUUAGUUCGUUAGAAUUGUCGAGACUAUGUGACAAGAUGGGCCUUGUCAAUGGAAGAUCUAUCCCUUUGGCUGCUGGAUUUGUUGGUCAGGCAGCUGCCAGAGAAGCUUCUGGUCUGGUAGUGGACAUGAUUCGCCAAAGAAAAAUGGCUGGACGAACACUUCUAUUUGCUGGACCUCCAGCUACUGGUAAAACGGCUCUUGCCCUUGCUAUAUCUCAGGAACUUGGGAGCAAGGUUCCAUUCUGCCCAAUGGUUGGAUCUGAAGUAUACUCCUCUGAAGUCAAGAAAACAGAGGUGUUAAUGGAGAAUUUCAGAAGGGCAAUAGGUUUACGUAUGAAAGAAAAUAAAGAAGUGUAUGAAGGAGAGGUGAUUGAACUCACUCCUGAAGAGGGAGACAACUUAACAGGUGGAUAUGGUAAAAGUAUAAGUCAUGUUAUCAUUGGGUUAAAAUCUGUCAAGGGAACUAAGCAUCUGAAGCUUAAUUCAACCAUAUAUGAUGCCUUGAUCAAGGAAAAGGUAGCUGUUGGUGAUGUCAUAUACAUUGAGGCUAACCGUGGGACAGUUAAAAGAGUUGGAAGAAGUGAUGCUUUUGCUACGGAAUUUGAUCUCGAGGCAGAUGAGUAUGUUCCACUACCUAAGGGAGAAGUUCACAAAAAGAAGGAGAUAGUUCAGGAUGUAACACUGCAUGAUCUGGAUGUUGCAAAUGCUCAACCUCAAGGGGGACAAGAUAUUUUAUCCUUAAUGGGGCAGAUGAUGAAACCUAGGAAAACAGAGAUUACGGAUAAGUUACGACAAAAAAAUAACAAGGUUGUUAACCGUUACAUUGAUGAAGGUGUUGCAGAACUUGUACCUGGUGUUUUAUUUAUUGACGAGGUACACAUGAUGGAUAUAGAGUGUUUUUCGUACUUAAAUCGUGCUCUUGAGAGCUCACUUUCACCUAUAGUAAUUUUUGCCACAAAUAGAGGAAUAUGUAAUGUGAGGGGAACAGACAUGUUAAGUCCUCAUGGAAUUCCUGUGGAUUUGUUAGACCGAGUGGUAAUUAUAAAGACAGAAACAUAUGGUCCGACUGAAAUGAUACAGGUUCAGAACCCAUUUCACAAAUAA
Impatiens glandulifera is the source of this 1599-nucleotide messenger RNA. RefSeq names its product ruvB-like protein 1. The transcript is spliced from 9 exons. The record is from RefSeq and is a predicted model, not a curated record. Gene Ontology annotation, molecular function: ATP hydrolysis activity; DNA helicase activity; ATP binding. Bases 1 to 1599 code for a protein of 532 amino acids. NCBI's taxonomy places the organism in Eukaryota, Viridiplantae, Streptophyta, Magnoliopsida, Ericales, Balsaminaceae. Gene Ontology annotation, cellular component: R2TP complex; NuA4 histone acetyltransferase complex; Swr1 complex. Gene Ontology annotation, biological process: regulation of transcription by RNA polymerase II; box C/D snoRNP assembly; chromatin remodeling.